UGUUUAAGCACAGCCUUCAGUCCACUGCGGUCUCCUCAGCUGCUUGCACCGGACACCCUGGAGGUCCAAGAUUCCACUGCAAUGAGUUGGUGGAGGAACAAUUUCUGGAUCAUCUUAGCUGUGGCCAUGAUCGUUGUCUCCUUGGUCCUAGGUCUUAUCCUGUACUGUGUCUGCAGGUGGCAGCUUAGACAAGGCAGGAAAUGGGAAAUUACCAAGUCCUUGAAAAAGAGUCGAGGAGAUGAAGAAAAGAUGUAUGAGAAUGUUCUUAAUUCAUCACCAGGUCUAGUACCCCCUCUGCCACACAGGGGUUCUCUUUCCCCAGGAGACUUCACCCCACAGGAAACCCCAAGCCAGUCACUGGCGUCAUACUCCUCAGUGAAAAAAGUUAGAAACAAGACCUUUUCCGUGCCUGAAAAUGACUACGAUGACAUUGAAAUCCCUGCAAGCUCUGAGAACCAGCAUCCGAAAACUACUUUUUGGCAAGCUGAAAAGGGUUUACACAGCUUAUUUUAAAAAAUCAAGAAUGGUUGGACUUCAGUGGCACUGUAGCAACCAACGAAGGACAAAGUGACCUUCUGACUUACUUGACAGUUCUCUUUUGCAAUAGAUGUGCUGACAAUGUAACAGGAAAAGUAGGUUUCCUCAGGAACAGUCCUGGGUCAGCACCAUUCAGUACCAGCAUAUUCCGGAUGAGAGCUCAGGGGCUUGCCAUCCCCAUCUGUAAUUUUUGUAGUUACUUCUCUUAUUAUUGCUCUCUCUUCCAUGCCUGGCUUUCUCAUCUCUGCUCUCUCAUCUCCCUCUAAAUAUUCCUAAGUGAUGUCACCAGUGCCCAUGGGCUCAGAUGCCCCCUCUACCUGGCAACUUCCACACUGCAGACUCCAGCUGAGCCAUCUCUCCAGUUCCAGGCUGGGCUGCCUGCAGGGCAUCUCCAUCUGACUACCACACAGGACCUUCAAGUUCAACACUCCCCAAAGAGACCCAGUGACACCCCCAGUCCCAGCCUCUCAUAUUCUGUCUUCUCAGUUGCUGAGGUCAGAAACCAGCACCCUUCUCUCCCUGAUGACUAAGCCUCUCCAAUAGUUCUCCAAUCAGCCCAUGUCUCCAUCUCUGCUCUGAGGCCAGCCAUUACCAGUGCUUUGCAAAGAGAACUUUAAUAUCUUCUAACUGUAUCCUGUCUCUAGAAUUUCACCCUCUAAACCAUCGCUACUUGGCAGCCAGUGAUUUUCUGCAGUGAACAUCUAACCACUCCCUUCCUUGUUUAAACCUCCUCUUUGCCCACUAACCUCAGAAAAAGUCCAGACUCCUUAGCACAGCAUACAAGAUUUGUCAGGAUCCAGUGACCAGCUCUUUUGCCACUGUCCACUCUUACCACCUCCUGACAACCUCCACUCUGCCCACUGUUUUCAUUGUAUUUGAAAUUACCUUUGCUGCAGUCUUCCUUGCAUUGCCCACCCUUGCAUCUUGGGUACCUUGUCUUCAGCACCCCAGACUGUGGCAGUUGUCUUCUGAGGUGUUUUCAUCUCAGCACUAGCACUUGUGGAGAGCCAGCCAUGUGUCUCUCUCUUCUACUCCACCGAAAGCAACUCAAGAGCAGGAACUGUGUGCUGCUUUCCUCUUGUUCCUAACACACUGUGGACCAUCAAUAAAUAUGUUGAGCA
Molecule: messenger RNA, 1658 nt
Organism: Nannospalax galili (Upper Galilee mountains blind mole rat)
Lineage: Eukaryota; Metazoa; Chordata; Mammalia; Rodentia; Spalacidae
Gene: Scimp
Product: SLP adaptor and CSK interacting membrane protein
Exons: 6
Coding region: 82-513 (143 amino acids)
Cellular component (GO): tetraspanin-enriched microdomain; immunological synapse; membrane
Source: RefSeq, a predicted model, not a curated record